UGACUAAAAAGUUAUCACUAAAAGUAACAGUUUUUUGUAGUGACACAAGUUGCUCCAUGGAAGGUUGAUUCUAUGAUAAUUAUAUUAUUGACACAUUAUUAUUUUCUUUUGGGAAAUAGGUACACGUGUCACAUUUUUAUGAGACUGAACUCGUAUGUUUAAACAAAAAUUCGGACUAUAAUAGAUGAUACUUGCGCAUUAUCUUACGUAUAUUUACUCAAAAAAAUUAUGAAACUUACGUAACACAUGCAAGCAUGUGUGUUCUGUACGUUGUUGUUUUUUUAAGACAGAACCACUACUUCAAAUAAAUAUAUAUUAUAUACAUUGACUAUAUAAUUUCUCAAAGUUCCAUUCAUUUUUAUGUUAUUAUUUAUUCUGAAUAGAGACUAAAAAACACAUAGUUCUACUCAAAAAACAAUCAAAUAGAUAAUUAACCAAAUCCCAAUUUUUAAAUUUUGCUUCCACAGUAAGGAAGAAUAGAAAAAACAUUAGUCAAAUAUUUACGUACACACACGAAUUCAUUAUCAAUGUAACCAAUGAAUUAACACUGCGUGUCAAUAUUUUUUUAAGAAAAAAAUUUACGUAACAAAUAAUUACUUGGGUAAUACUCUUUUCUUCUUCUUUAACAAGUGAUCAGUCUACUACAUAUAUAAAUACCAAGUACCUAUAGUAGUAAUUGAUUAAGUAUAACAAAUACAAAUUUGACGCAGUUUAAAAGAUACUUUGAUAUUAAACUACAUAAUAUGGAAUUGGUGAGUGAAGUGAUGAUGACCUCUUACUACUUAUUAAUCAUUCUCAUCACUGUCGUUUUUUCAUUCAAGACAAAGAAACGACACUACAAAAACCUCCCACCAACCCCACCCUCUCUUCCCAUAAUUGGUCAUCUCCAUCUAGUGAAACCUCCACUCCACCGAGCCUUGCGCAAUCUCUCCACCAAAUACGGCGAUGUUUUCUCCCUUGGCUUCGGUUUUCGCCAAGUGGUCGUUGUCUCAUCGCCUUCUGUCGUUGAGGAAUGCUUCACCAAAAAUGACGUCGUUUUGGCUAAUCGUCCACAACUUCUUGCGGCGAAGCACAUAGGCUACAACUCCACCAAUAUGGUUGACACUCCCUAUGGUGAUCACUGGCGCAACCUCAGGCGAAUUGGCGCAACUGAGAUCUUCUCCUCUGGACGGCUUAACCUCUUUGUAGGGAUUAGGAGAGAUGAAGUCAAACGACUACUCUUCAAGCUCUCACACCAUAAAGAUUGGCAAAAGGUGGAGCUCAAGUCAAUGCUCCAAGAGUUGCUUUACAACAUCUUAAUGAGGAUGGUGGCCGGAAAACGAUGCGACAACAAUGACAUGGUGAAUAAAGAAGAAGCACGGCGAUAUAGAGAUACCUUGAGAGUUGCAUUAGGGCUUGCCGGAGCAGGGAACUCGGCGGACUUUUUGCCCUUUUUGAAUUGGAUCCCAAAUAGUUUUGAGAAGAAGGUGAAGAAGGUUGGGAAAAAGUUGGACUCUCUUGUAGAGGGUUUAAUCAAAGAGCAUCGGAGUAGCAGAGAUAAGAAUCGAAACACCAUUAUUGAACAUUUACUCUCUUUACAGGAGUCUCAACCAGAAUAUUACACUGCCCAAAUUAUCAAAGGCUUUGUUUUGGUAAUAUUUGCAGCAGGAAUGGAUACAUCAGCAACAUUAGAAUGGGUAAUGGCCAAUUUACUAAAUUACCCUCAUGUUCUAAAAAAAGUCAAAGAUGAGAUAGAUUCUCAAAUCGGUCAACAACAAUUAAUCAACGAAUCAGAUGUCUCCAAACUACCUUAUCUCCAGUGUGUUAUUUCUGAGACUUUACGAUUAUACCCAGCAGGUCCACUCCUUGUACCUCACUACUCCUCGAAUGAUUGUACCAUCAGUAGAUACGAUGUUCCACAUGGCACUAUUUUAUUGGUUAAUACAUGGGCAAUACAUAGAGAUCCUAAGUUAUGGAAAGAUGCUGAUAGUUUCAUCCCCGAAAGGUUUGAGAAUAUCAAUAGUGAAAAUAAUGAAGGAUACAAGCUAAUGCCAUUUGGGCUUGGAAGACGGGCUUGUCCUGGAAAAAGUUUGGCCCAACGCAUGAUGGGCUUGACAUUGGGGUCUUUGAUCCAGUGCUUUGAUUGGAAAAGAAUUGAUGAUAAUGAAAUUGACAUGGUUGAAGGUAAAGGACUUACUAUGCCUAAAGCUGUACCAUUAGAAGCCAUGUGUAAACCACGUCCCAUUAUGGAAUUUCUUCUUUGACAUUCCCAUAAUAUGUUUUUUAAAUUUGUUGAACGCUUGAAGCUUUUGUUUAUAAUAAGGUUUUUAUUAUUAAGUUAAUAAGUACGUAUGUAUUGUUAUUAUUGUGUUGCUGAAUUUAUAACUUUUAUGGUUAUUGUAGAGUUUAUUUCAAUAUUUGUAAUAUAUUGUGUUUGCAUUAAUAAAAAACUUAUAUUGGAAAAUUCUGUACACACUUAA
Messenger RNA from Cannabis sativa, 2459 nucleotides. Its product is annotated as cytochrome P450 81Q32-like. Lineage: Eukaryota; Viridiplantae; Streptophyta; Magnoliopsida; Rosales; Cannabaceae. The transcript has 4 exons. The record is from RefSeq and is a predicted model, not a curated record. Gene Ontology annotation, molecular function: monooxygenase activity; iron ion binding; heme binding. The coding region runs from base 744 to 2243 and encodes 499 amino acids.